GCAAUCGAUUUCCCAAAGAGACCAGUUUGGGAUUAUUCAAUGACUAAAGAAGAAUUGGAAGUUCGAGAAGAAGAAAGUUUCAAGGCCUGGAUGGCUGAUAUUGAAACAAGAUAUGGUCAUCAAGAAGAUGGGCGUGAACUUAGCUGGUAUGAACAUAACCUUGAAGUGUGGCGUCAAUUAUGGCGUGUAUUGGAGAUCAGUGAUAUUGUGCUCGUAAUUAUGGAUAUUCGUCAUCCAUUGCUGCACUUUCCGUGCGCCCUGUACGAAUACAUCACAAAGGAUCUUAAACGUAAGAUGGUUGGGGUAUUUAACAAGGUUGAUUUGGUUUCAAAAUUCACAGAAUUUGCCUGGCGUAAAUACUUUGAGGAGCAAUUUCCUCAACUUCAUCUGGCUACCUUUAGCUAUGAAAGUGAGGAAGAAGAGGAAGAGGAAGAUGGUGUUUGCCAUGAGAGAAAAUCUCGCCGCAGUAAUGAUCAAGAUUGUGAUGAGGAUGGCAAUGAAAGUGAUACCGGGAGCAUGGAUGGAUUAGGUAAGAGUAACAAACAAAAAACGAUAUCAUUAAAUCAAGUAAUAAUAAUUAAAAUAACCAUAACAAACAUAAUUGCUCUGCUUUUUUUCUUUGCUAAAGAGGACGAAUUCAGUCAAAUAAUGGAGGUCACCGCACGAGAGAUUACACCUCACAGGGAUUAUGUAACAAUUGGUUUGGUGGGACAUCCGAACGUUGGUAAAAGUAGUCUUAUAAACAGUAUUAUGGGAAAGACGGUCGUGAGUGCCAGUCGACACACCAAGCACUUCCAGACCAUCCAUUUGACUGGCAAUGUCCGUCUGUGCGACUCUCCGGGCUUAGUAUUUCCAACUCUCCUUCCACGUGCACUCCAGGUUCUUUCUGGCAUGUAUCCGAUUGCCCAGGUACAAGAACCAUAUAGUGUAGUGCAAUAUCUAGCCGAACGCAUUCCAUUAGAAAAAAUCCUCUCGCUCAGUCCACCAAAUCUUGACAAAAACCAUGCCUGGUCUGCAUGGUCUAUUUGCGAAGCAUAUGCUGAACAGCGCGGGUUCUACACUGCAAAGGCUGCCAGACCCGAUGUCUACCGAGCUGCCAAUGCUCUUUUAAGAUUUGCCAAUGACGGACGCUUGCUUCUCUCUUUCAAGCCCGCCGGGUUCCUGACUAGCACCAAAUACGAACGUCUUCAGGUAGAAGAAGCAGAUCGGCAGGCCAGACAAGAGGAAGAGGAAGAGGAAGAGGAAGAAGAGUCAGAUGAUGGUGGGUACAACAGAGGAAACCGAAUUCGUGUUGGAGGCGCCUUUGAUUUAUUGGCAGAAGAAGAGUAG
Messenger RNA from Phycomyces blakesleeanus NRRL 1555(-), 1329 nucleotides. RefSeq lists its product as hypothetical. The transcript has 9 exons. Gene Ontology annotation, molecular function: GTPase activity; GTP binding. Lineage: Eukaryota; Fungi; Mucoromycota; Mucoromycetes; Mucorales; Phycomycetaceae. The annotation marks the transcript as partial. The record is from RefSeq and is a predicted model, not a curated record.